Staurois parvus is the source of this 756-nucleotide messenger RNA. Lineage: Eukaryota; Metazoa; Chordata; Amphibia; Anura; Ranidae. The record is from the annotation of a GenBank genome assembly.
ACAGAGACAGGAUAUAUCAACAUCUUCCCAGCUGCAACCUUAGUGAGCAAAGUGUCUAUUGCUGUAAGCUCAAGAAAAUAUCAGCUCAAAAGUUUACGCGGCUUGACUGUCAGAUAUCUAAAUAAAGUCAUGGCUUCAGUAUCCCAGCUGGAACAAGAAAUGAUGACCAAGGCACGACGCCAGAUUGCACAAUGCCAGGAUCCUGUGGAGAAGCUAAGACUGCAGUGCCUUGCAAGAGGAGCGUCUGGAAUUAAAGGCUUAGGAAGGGCUUUCCGAAUAAUGGAUGAUAACUAUAGUAACUCUUUGGACCUAGAAGAAUUCUCUAAAGGGCUGCAGAACUAUGGAGUUCCCCUGCUCCCAGAAGAAGUGCAAGACAUUUUUCAGAGAUUUGACAGAAAUGGAAAUGGAACUAUCAAUUUUGACGAGUUUUUGAACACAAUCAGGCCUCCAAUGUCCAAUGCUCGUAAACAAGUUAUACUAGAAGCCUUUCAUAAAAUGGACAAAACAGGUGAUGGUGUUAUAACUGUUGAAGACCUUAAAGGGGUUUACAAUCCUAAAUGUCAUCAGAAAUAUCAGAACGGAGAAUGGAAUGAAAGGCAAGUGUUCCAACAUUUCCUGGACAACUUUGAUUCACCCAACAACAAGGAUGGCCAAGUGACAGUGGAAGAAUUCUUGAAUUACUACAGUGGUGUCAGCGCUUCCAUAGACAGUGAUGCCUAUUUUGUUGUAAUGAUGAAAAAUGAAUGGAAAAUUUAG